Molecule: messenger RNA, 3878 nt
Organism: Diorhabda sublineata
Lineage: Eukaryota; Metazoa; Arthropoda; Insecta; Coleoptera; Chrysomelidae
Gene: Dr
Product: muscle segmentation homeobox
Exons: 3
Coding region: 132-1157 (341 amino acids)
Biological process (GO): embryonic morphogenesis; regulation of transcription by RNA polymerase II
Cellular component (GO): nucleus
Molecular function (GO): DNA-binding transcription factor activity, RNA polymerase II-specific; RNA polymerase II transcription regulatory region sequence-specific DNA binding
Source: RefSeq, a predicted model, not a curated record
AGUUUAUCUUCAACACCAUAAGGAAUAAGUCGGUUAUUAUUAUAAUAUACUUUAAUUUAAUGAGGUGUCCAUCGUAUCUUUUUUUAGUUAUUAUGUAAAACGUGACGGUGUUUGUUCAACAGUUAAUACUUAUGCUGAAGAAUUCGUCGGAGAGUGUUCAAAUAAUGACUGUCCAAAAUUUGGAUAACAUUGACAAUAAAAACGCGGAAACUAUGCAAAAUAUUAGCGACAAAGCUACUAACGAUGCUCAGUCGGCUAAAAACGGACAUAUCAGUUUUAGUGUAGCCUCUUUACUAGCCGAUACGAGGCCGAGUAAAUCCGUAUCCCCAAACUCCUCCACCGUACCGUCAUCCAGUCCAACGCACCAAUCUUCCGACGAUGAAUACGAUUCAACUCAAGAAGAUUCUAUCGUAGACGUCGAAGAUUUGAAUGCGGAAAAUAAAACAGAAGACGAUUCAACGUCGAAAGUAAGUGAUUUCUUGUCGCAAAGAGACGCAAUAGAAAGAAACUUUUCUAAAGAAGCUGGGCUUAAUCAAGGUCCUAUUAGACCUACUCCUUUUUCCGCGUUAGCAGCGGCUGUGUAUCAAGCUGCACAUCCGAACUGGUCCCACCAGGGGCUGGUGAACCCGUUUGGAGGUCCUGGCCCUAUGUUUCAAGGAACCACGCCUUUUGGAGUACCCAGCAUGAACGCAGUUGAUUCAAAUGGGGAACCUGCCAAACUAAAAUGUAAUUUGAGAAAACACAAACCAAAUAGGAAACCCAGGACGCCUUUCACAACUCAACAACUACUAGCUUUAGAAAAGAAAUUCCGUGAUAAGCAGUACCUUAGUAUAGCCGAAAGAGCAGAAUUUUCGAGUUCAUUGAGGCUAACGGAAACUCAAGUGAAAAUCUGGUUUCAGAACCGAAGAGCGAAAGCAAAACGACUUCAAGAAGCCGAAUUAGAAAAAUUAAAAAUGGCUUCACUUUCCCGCCAUCAUCACGCACUCUACCCCCAUCCAGCCCUCCAGGGCUAUUUCUCUCCAGGAACGCAUCCUUUAGCUUCACUGCUGGGGGCUAGACCGCCCAUGGCACCCCUCGGUCUCGUGCCCCAGCCACCCCUGCCGCAUAUGGCAUCACCGCAGGGGAAUAUAAGAUCGCCCAGUCCGCAUAUUAACUAAAGUAUUGAGUAGAUGGAAUCAAUUUGGGGGUUUUCGUGAUUUGAAUGGUUGAAGUGAGAAUCUGUUUUUUAUAUAUCAAAUUAAAACUAAUUGGAUUCUGUUAUACAUUUAGGACAACUUUUAUUUUAUAUUUUGUGAUAUUGCACAUUGCGUUUCGGAUUUACUCUUGAAGAUUUUGAAAAAAAAAAUUUCUAAGGUGAGCUGAACGGAAGUUGAAACUCAUAAAAUUCAAUUCAUGAUAAACAAUAUAAAACAAUCUAGGUAAUCAACAUAAAAAGGUGUCUAUGUUGGUUACGUUUCGGGUUUGUGUUACAAAAUGAUCACAAUCUAAUCUAAUUAGUAUUGAUCUGUGCCAUGAAACUCGCUAGUUAAUGAUAUAUUAACAAAAGUAGGUGUUUUUGCAAUUGAUUCAUUCUAUUGCAAAUGAAAUUCAAUUACAAAACUAGUUACACUGAUUGGUUUGCAUUACAGGAAAAUUAGAAACUAGAUAUAAUUGGGUCAUUACAAAAUUCCAAACUAUCCAAACUAUUAUUAUAUUAAUACUAAAAAUGAUUCAGCCGCAAAACUUUGCUAAAUUUUCUGUAAAUAAGUAUCUCUUUGAUAUAAUAAUGUCUGCGUAUGAAUCUCUUUAUCAAUAUCCUUCCUUGUUUGUUUUUAUGGAUUUCUGUUUCUUGAUCAUAUAGUCUAUAAUAGCAAUGCAUACAAACCAUAGUAACGUGAAAUAGUUAUAAAUUAUUUACUUCCAAAAUCUUGGAAAUAUUUCGUAUUGUUACGAGUAUAGAAAGAUGGUAGGUGGAUGAUGAUGAUAAGGAUGAUAAGGAAAAGAUCAACAGAAAAUGGUAACGAAGAAUAAGAUACUAAUAUAACUAUAAAACAGUCAAAAUUAACAAAAAGAAAAGAAUUUGGGUUCAUUGCAAAGUAGAUUUAAUGGUAAAUGUCUUAACACAGCUUUCUUCUUCUUUUUUUCAUCGGGAAGACUGUUCCGUAUAAAACAGGAAAAAUAUUCGAGAUUUUAGAGGUGAGUACCCCAGAGAAGCAUUCUGAUGUAUGUUAUUCACUUGAACUACAUUCCAUAAGUAGAGAAUCAUAUAGACGAUAUUGCAAAUUUUGAAUAUAGUAUAAGAAAACAUCAGAGAUAACUCUUCAAAUCGAAAUUGAAUAGAGAAUAAGUCUAUUAAUAUAAAUUAGUCCCAAGAAUGAAGCGAAUCAAAUAAAUGAUAAAAAUGUUCCGUUUAAAAAACCUAUGAAUACUUGCCUAUGACUAUAGGUGGAACAAGUGUAGAAAAAGAGAACGGAGCCAGAUAUUGGAUACAAAAAGAUGUAUUGUUCACAGUAAAUUACUAUCAUAAAAAAAUAAAUAGUAAAGUUAAGAUAAGAUGAAAAGCUAAAGAUUGGACUGUUCUUUCUAUAGAAGGUCAAUGAUGACCUUAAUUAAGGUAAUCGUUGGAUAUAUGGUAACUUUCCCACAAAUUUGAGUGAUUACUGUCGUAGAGCAUUGAAUAUCCAUGUUCAGUCAAAAUGGAAAUUUCAAAAAACAAAUAUCCGACAUAUCUCAAUUUUUAGGGGGACCGCAGGUUUACCAUUAGAAAUAAAAGUCCUCAUCAAUCCCAUGGGUGCUAAAAAAAUUUGUCAAGGUCAACAUUUUGGAGUUUUUGAAUUUUUAUUGUAAACGUUAAAUUUAUCAGAAGUGAUAGGCCAUACAAAAACUGUGGAUCAUGAAAUUUUCUACAGAUCCUGUUGGCAUGGUUUUCCCACUAAUAUUCACUAUUCUCUCGGAUACGGAAAUUUGUAAAGUUGAAAAUAUUACAUAUACAUAAUUCUUAACCCACACAUUUAUCAGAAUAUAGAUCAACAAUACACGCAAUUUUCAACCUCAGAGAAAUAAUUGAAAGAACCAUAGAAUUUCAAAAACCCCGUUCCUUUUGUUCAAAUAGCUGAUAUUAUUAAUGUACUUUGGAGAAACCCGUAAAUUAUAUGAAUGUAAUAGAAGAGCUAAUUAAAAACAACAAAACCCCGAUCAAAACACAACAAGGGUUUAUCGAACAAGCGCCAAUACUAACAGGAAUUCGACAAGGUGGUAGUCUAAGCCCAUUUAAUUAUGGGAGGAUACAAGAUGGGACGAAGAUCGAUUCCAAACAACAGCAUUCCAAACCUUAAUAUACAAAUAUCUGUAGGAAAAACAUAAUGUAUGGUAAUACAAGAUGUAAACGACAACCCCAUUCACCAAUGUAUGCAAUGUACACUCAGGAAUCCAGAUCACAAGCGACAAAAGCUUACAACGAUAAGUGAGAACCCAAGUGGCCUCAAAAAUAUCUGUUGGACCUCAAAUGGUAAAUAUGUCCACCGAUAGUAAAAUACUCAUGAGCAAAUCAAUCAUAUGUCGUAUAUACAUAUGCAGGGGAAACCCGAGCGGACACAACAGAAACGAAGAAUGUUAUGUGGGCAGCAGAGAGGAAAACAGUUAGAACUAUUGAAGCAGUGAGCCUAAGAGAUCAAAUAAGAAGCCAAGCUAUAAGAGAAUAUCUAAAAAUUCGUAUAUAGUACGAUUUAAGAGUUCAGGACGACAAAAGUGGAGACACCACGUCAACAUAAUUAUGGAAGAUCGCUGUGCCAAAUGGACAAAGGUUCCAAAAACCAAUUCUAAGGAGACCACCCGGCCAACCUCCCAAGAGAUAGCACUUCUCAAGAGGCUAAAUAAAGAAGAAACAAGAAUAAAAAAAA